AGGCGCGAGCCGCCCGGCCGCUGUGAAGCGCGGGAGAAGCCGGAAUGUCAGCUUUCCUAUCGCUGUCUGGUUGUUGAAACAGGAUUCUGGCCUGGGUCCGGGGCCGCCAUGGGGAAGGUGAAUGUGGCCAAGUUGCGUUACAUGAGCCGGGAUGACUUCAGGGUCCUGACCGCGGUUGAAAUGGGCAUGAAGAACCAUGAAAUUGUUCCCUGCAGUUUGGUUGCUUCUAUAGCCAGCCUUAAACAUGGUGGUUGCAAUAAAGUUUUAAGAGAACUAGUAAAACAUAAACUUAUAGCUUGGGAACGAACCAAAACUGUCCAGGGCUAUCGGUUGACAAAUGCAGGCUAUGAUUACCUAGCUUUGAAAACACUUUCUUCUAGACAGGUGGUUGAGUCUGUUGGAAACCAGAUGGGUGUUGGCAAAGAAUCUGAUAUUUACAUUGUUGCAAAUGAAGAAGGGCAGCAAUUUGCAUUAAAGCUUCACAGACUGGGGAGAACCUCCUUUCGAAAUCUGAAAAACAAGCGUGAUUAUCAUAAACACAGGCAUAACAUGUCUUGGCUUUAUUUAUCUCGUCUCUCUGCCAUGAAAGAAUUUGCUUAUAUGAAGGCAUUGUAUGAAAGGAAAUUUCCAGUUCCAAAGCCAGUUGAUUAUAAUCGCCAUGCAGUGGUCAUGGAACUCAUAAAAGGCUAUCCUCUAUGUCAGAUACACCACGUUGAAGAUCCUGCAUCAGUAUAUGAUGAAGCUAUGGAACUAAUUGUUAAACUUGCAAAUCAUGGGCUGAUUCAUGGAGAUUUCAAUGAAUUCAAUCUCAUUUUGGAUAAAGAUGACCACAUCACCAUGAUCGAUUUUCCACAGAUGGUUUCAACUUCUCAUACCAAUGCUGAAUGGUAUUUUGACAGAGAUGUUAAAUGCAUCAGAGAUUUCUUCAUGAAACGUUUCAGCUAUGAAAGUGAGCUUUUCCCAACCUUUAGUGAUAUCAGGAGGGAGGACUCUCUUGAUGUAGAGGUUUCUGCCAGCGGCUACACAAAGGAAAUGCAGGCAGAUGAUGAACUACUUCAUCCAGUAGGUCCAGAUGAUAAAAGUAUUGAAACAGAGGAGGGAUCUGAAUUCUCAUUUUCUGAUGAAGAGAUAUCAGAAAAAGCAAAGGACUGUAGAUCAGAUAUUGAAAGUGUACAGAACUCUAUAGGUGAAUCAGUUGACUGCUGUUACAGAUCAUCUGGAGACCUUGAACAAAUAAAGGAAGACAGUUUGUCAGAGGACAGUGCUGAUGCACAUAGUUUUGAAAUGACUGAAUUCAAUCAGCCUUUAGAAGAAAUAAAAGGGCAGGUUGUUACAAACAGUUCUGUAACUGAGUUUUCUGAGGAGAAUAGCAGAACUGAACAUGACACCAGGCAAGAUGAUAAGACAGGUCAAGGUGGAAUCCUCAUGGGCUCUGAGGAGUAUGAAGAUGAGUGCCCUCAUGUGAUUGCCUUGUCAUCAGUAAACAAAGAAUUAAGGCCUUUCAGAGAUGAAGAAAAUAUGGAAGAUACUAAUCAACAUAGAACAAGAACUCUGAGUGUUACUUCUGUGGGCAGUGUGUUAAGCUGUUCAACAAUUCCUCCGGAAUUGGUGAAACAGAAGGUGAAGCGUCAGUUGACAAAACAGCAAAAAUCAGCUGUGAGACGACGAUUACAGAAAGGAGAAGCAAAUAUAUUUACAAAGCAACGGAGAGAAAACAUGCAAAAUAUUAAAUCAAGUUUGGAAGCAGCUAGCUUUUGGGGAGAGUAAUAUAUUUAAGAAGUUGAAUAUUUUUCAAAAAGUUACUAUGAUCCCUUUUUAAGCCACCUUUAGUAUUUUUUGGACCAAGGCAGAUAUAUAUAUAUAAAUAGAUAAGUAAACCCUCUUUCAUCAAUAAAUUUGACUCAUUCAGUACAUGUCUUCUAAAGAAUAACUAUAGUAAUUCUGCUAAAGCAACCCAGUUUUCCAAGUAAUUUUUUGUUAGGAAUAUUUGAGUUUUUUGUUUUUUGUUUUCAGUACGCGGGCCUCUCACUGUUGUGGCCUCUCCCGUUGUGGAGCACAGGCUCCGGAUGCGCAGGCCCAGCGGCCAUGGCUCACAGGCCCAGCCGCUCCGCGGCAUAUGGGAUCUUCCCGGACCGGGGAACGAACCUGUGUUCCCUGCAUCGGCAGGCGGACUCAACCACUGCGCCACCAGGGAAGCCCUUGAGUAUUUUUUAAAAUCGAAAUAUCACUGUUUUUGCCUGGUUUUGUUCUCUACCACAAACAGGUAGAUUGCUUGGUUUCAUAUUCCAGCUUUUCCACUUACUAGUGGAAACAACCUUAGGCAAGUGUUAUUUCUCUCUCCCUCUUUCUCCUUCUCUGCCUCAGUUUUCUUAGUGUUAAAAUUGGAUUUAUAACUACUUUGUAGCCUUGUUGUGAGGAUUAUAUGAGACAGUGCACAGAAAGCACUUAGAACAAUGUCUAGCACUUUAAAGUGUAGCUGUUGGAAUGGUAAUUACAAUGAUGUUUAUCUUUCAGAAAAUCUGCUAACGACUUGGUUGCAUUUUAUUUAGCCACAGGAAGAAUUCACUGCCAUAUAUUUUUUUAGUCUCUUGUAUUAAGGGUAAACCAGCUAUGUCUCCUUUUAUUUUCUGCUACUUAAAUUGGUAAUGUGGUCAUGGGAACAGAAAUUUGAGAUAGUCAUACCAUGAUUUUUACAGUUUCCAGUUUUUAUGCAGCCUGAACAGAAGUAGAAGACUUAAGGGUGGGGGGAAGUAGAAGGGAUGAGAAGUGAACAGUUCUUUCUGAUAUUCUUAACUGGGUGGGUCAAGAACAUAUUUCAUGUCAAAGAUAACAAAUAUAGUUGACCCUUGAACAACGUGGGUUUGAACUUCGAGGGUCCACUAUACACAGAUGUUUUUUCAAUAAAUACAUACUACAGUA
Orcinus orca (killer whale) is the source of this 2919-nucleotide messenger RNA. It is a transcript of the gene RIOK2, whose product is annotated as RIO kinase 2. Gene Ontology annotation, biological process: protein phosphorylation; maturation of SSU-rRNA. The record is from RefSeq and is a predicted model, not a curated record. Bases 109 to 1767 code for a protein of 552 amino acids. The transcript is spliced from 10 exons. Gene Ontology annotation, molecular function: ATP binding; protein serine/threonine kinase activity. Gene Ontology annotation, cellular component: nucleus; cytosol; preribosome, small subunit precursor. NCBI's taxonomy places the organism in Eukaryota, Metazoa, Chordata, Mammalia, Artiodactyla, Delphinidae.